GUCGAACCGCGGUGGCCGCCAUCUUGGAUUAUGUCACAGGAAGCGGUUUGAACAGGUCACUGAGGCGCGUGCUGCUGACAUUUAAAAACGUUGUUUAACUUGUAAUGGAUCCUAACCUGCUGCAGUGGAAAACUCUCGGACAGUCUUUUGUCCAGCGGCUGCACACCUGGUUCCAGGUGUUGGACCCGUCCCUGCUGUUCUCCUCACAUGCUCAAAUCCAGAAGGCCCACGAGGCUCUGGCUGCAGGUGAGCAGCUGAAUGAAAAGGAGAAAGCUGCAGUGAUCCUCUCCCUG
Messenger RNA from Austrofundulus limnaeus, 293 nucleotides. RefSeq names its product sideroflexin-4. Lineage: Eukaryota; Metazoa; Chordata; Actinopteri; Cyprinodontiformes; Rivulidae. Gene Ontology annotation, biological process: mitochondrial transmembrane transport; monoatomic ion transport. Gene Ontology annotation, molecular function: monoatomic ion transmembrane transporter activity. Gene Ontology annotation, cellular component: mitochondrial inner membrane. The record is from RefSeq and is a predicted model, not a curated record.